Rotaria sp. Silwood1 is the source of this 390-nucleotide messenger RNA. Lineage: Eukaryota; Metazoa; Rotifera; Eurotatoria; Philodinida; Philodinidae. The record is from the annotation of a GenBank genome assembly.
AUGAAUGUCAUUCAACUUAGUGAUUUGGUUGCUUAUUUGAAAACAUUUAUUAUCGAAAUUUCACCAGAAUUUCAAUUGUUGAACAAUCUUAUUGAUACUAAAUUACCGACCAUGGUUGAUAUAUUACCAGCACAAUAUGGUGAUGAAAUGAAAGGCAGCAGUCAAGCAUUUGGAUUACCAUUGGAUGAAAUUGUUUUAUACAAUAUUUUUUAUGAAAUUUCAUCCUUAGGUACAUCUGUUGUGGGACAAGAUCAGUAUGGCAAUAUCUUACAUGGACAAAAUCUUGACUUUGGAGGAGCUAUGGAUUGGGAUAAGAUAAAUAAUACUUGGACAUUAACAGAAACGUUACGUCCACUAAUGGUUCAAGUCAAUUACACACAAAAUGGUUAA